UGUUUGGCGUUACUUGUCACUCACCAGUUUAGUAGAAAACUGUAUAAAUAUUCGUAUACAACACAUUAACAUUUAUUUCGUUUGAGCAAAAAUGCCUCGUCAGGUACUCAAAUACACCGAAGACUAUUCAAGGCGUAUAUCUCCGCGAAGGACAAAAUUUGAAGUCAAAGGAAAAGUGGGCCCUCAACAGCCACAUACACAGACACAAUCACCAAAGGCGCAACCUGUUGGAAUGAAGAGCAACCCAUUGCACUUCCUCCACAAGAAGAGCAACGAGGAAAUCAUAGUCCAUUGGACUCGCGCCGAACGCACUCAACAGCCACAUACACAGACACGAUCACCAAAGGCGCAACCUGUUGGAAUGAAGAAAAACCCAUUGCACUUCCUCCACAAGAAGAGCAACGAGGAAAUCACAGUACAUUGGACUCGCGCCGAACGCAGCCAGUUUCAACCCAUUAAACUGUUGCCGCCUUGGUAAAACUUAUAGAAAUGUGACAAAAUUGGCAACUUUUUAGCGCCUCAUCGAUUAAAUAUUUGU
Drosophila bipectinata is the source of this 538-nucleotide messenger RNA. RefSeq lists its product as uncharacterized. NCBI's taxonomy places the organism in Eukaryota, Metazoa, Arthropoda, Insecta, Diptera, Drosophilidae. The record is from RefSeq and is a predicted model, not a curated record.